GCCACUCUACGGGCUUGGGCUUGCGGGAAAGAUGGAGUAUCCAGUGUUGGGAGAUGUGGAUGCUGCGGAUGGCGGAAGGGCCGAGCCAUACAACGGCUCGGAAGAGCGGGAGGGUGGGGAACCGGACGGGGCGCGCUUCGACCGCGAGAGGGCGCGCCGGCUGUGGGAAGCAGUGUCCAGUACUCAGCCGGUGGGGAGGGAGGAAGACCCAUUGUCUCACUAUAUAGCCCUCUCUGCCCUUGAAACAUUUAAUCCCUUUUGCCUCACCCUUCCAAAUACUGGAAUUAGAGUGGAACACAUGAUCCAGAAGAAUCAGUGUCUCUUCACCAACACCCAGUGUAAGGUUUGCUGUGCCUUACUGAUUUCUGAGUCCCAGAAGCUGGCACAUUACCAGAGCAAAAAACAUGCCAACAAAGUGAAGAGAUACCUAGCAAUCCAUGGAAUGGAGACAUUAAAGGGGGAAACGAAGAGGCUAGACUCAGAUCAGAAGAGCAGCAGAAGCAAAGACAAGAACCAGUGCUGCCCCAUCUGUAACAUGACCUUUUCCUCCCCUGUUGUGGCCCAGUCGCAUUACCUGGGGAAGACCCACGCAAAGAACUUAAAGCUGAAGCAGCAAUCCACUAAGGUGGAAGCCUUGCAUCAGAAUAGAGAGAUGAUAGACCCAGACAAGUUCUGCAGCCUCUGCCAUGCAACUUUCAAUGACCCCAUUAUGGCUCAACAACAUUAUGCGGGCAAGAAACACAGGAAGCAGGAGACCAAGCUCAAACUCAUGGCACACUACGGACGACUAGCAGACCCUGCUGUCACUGAUUUAUCAGCCAUUCUGUUUGUACUCAAGAUUUGAACUCAAGUCCCGACUUCCAAUUAGGGCCUCUUAAAGAACUCUCAGCACUCCAGAGAUCAGAUUUGGAUUUCUCUACCCUGGAACAGUGUUAGUGACAAUGCGCAGGAUCUAUGGAUAGUCAAGCAGUUAAACAUCAGAGGAAGCUCCUGCUCAUGGCACUGGUGGCCAGGGAAGGUCUCAUCUCACAGAGAGGCAUCAGCUCCGGAGAGGUGGUCUGGUGUCAUGGUAAACUCGAACUUGGAAUUAGGCAACCAAGGUUCAGAUCUCAGCUCUUCUCUGGCCAAGCUGUGUUCUCCACCAGACAGAAGAACUGUCCAGUGAUCUUGGUUAGUUAAUUUAUACUUCAAAGAGAGACAGUUAAAGGAUAGCUAACUGUAAUCCCAGCACUUGGGAGGCUGAGGCAAGAGGACUGCCACGAGCUCAAGGCCAAUCUGAGCUAGGGUGCGUUCAAGGCCAGCUUGGUCUACAUAGUGAAAGCCUGUCUCAAAAUAAAAAAUAGGCUGGGGAUACCUGGUACUGCUAAAAAAUUAAGUAAAUAAAUAGUCAUAUUGGGCAGAGUGGUGCACACUUGUAAUUCCAGUACUGGGAAGGCUGAGGCAGGAGGAUUGCUGCGUGUUUAAGGCCAGCCUGGACUAUAUAUCAAGACCCAAUCUCAGUCAGUCAGUCAAUCAAUCAGUCAAUGCCACCACCAAAUUCAUGUGACCUGAGGUCUUGAUUCUGUAAAGUGUAAGUUGGAAGAAGCCACUGUUCCCAGCUGGAUUCCUGAAGUAGUCGUGAUGGACAGUUAUGGGUUCUUCCCAAAAUGAAUAAAGAAGAAACCAUUCCCCCACAGCAGCCUCUGCCAGAUAAACUGUCCCUCUCUCCACCCAGACCCAUGAUGCAGUCACUCGCUCCAUCCACUUAACAGCCUCUGCUCUAUGCCAACCCCGCAUCCCCGGAGAAGACCGGACAUUGCUUUUCCUGCGCGCCCCAUCCCACUCUCUACACACGGUGUCACAGCAGCCCGGCUCUCUGCACAGGGAACUCGGUGGCCACUAGAUGGAGAAUGCGCCUUUGUGCUGAGCACGGCAGACUGGCCUCAGGACCUCACUACUGACCAGAGGAGAGCUCUUCUGCAGCUCCAUCGUAUUUGAUAUUUCAAUUACCCGUCCAGACAACUGGAAAAGACUUGAUUUCACAUGAAAAACAAAACAAAACAACCCAAGGCAAAGAAUUGGCAGAGCUUGCAAAACCAAAUAGCCCUGGAGAGAGCUGACCCAUGCUCCCAGUUGUUCUUUGCCUAUCUGCUCCCUACUUCUUUAGGAGCCUUAGGACAUUUUGGUCAGGACUUCUCUUGGGGAAGGCUAUAAUUUAGUGACCUCCUUGGGAGCUGCCUGAUGUCUGGCCUGAUCCGCAUGCUCUACACUGUUCCUUUUGGGCAUAGCUGCUCUGUUCUUAGACUCUGAGCUCCUGAGGCGCAGAUCUCAAGCCCAGAUUCCAGAAGACAAGCCUGAGACCCAGCGUGAGCAAUCAGAAUCUAAGUGUAGAUCAGCCUACCGACAUCAUAAGGGAAAUCUGCCUGAGCAUUAAGUCAACACAGAGAAUCACCCAACCGAUAAGACUGAUUUCUUGUUUUUUGUUUCUGAGUUUUUUUGGUUGUUUUAUUUUUUAUUUUUGGAAUGGGCUUCUUCUAUUUUUUUUUUUAAUCUUUUUAUCGGUACCGGGGAUCAAACUCACGACCGCCUGCUUGCAAGGCAGGUGCUUAUGCCGCUGAGCUAAAUCCCUAGCCCUGAUUCUUCUAUUCUUUGAGACAGAGUCUCACUGAGUCACCAAAUUGCCCAAACAGACCCUGAAUUCAGGAUCCUCAUGCGUCACCCACCCAUCCUCGUAGAGUCCUGUAGAGCAGAUUGUGUUUUUUUUUUUUUUUUUUUUUUUACUUUGCUUUGACCUUUUUGGGGUGGGGGCAGUGGAAUUAUAGGCAAAUGCCCUAACAAGCAGAUGCUGCUGACCGCUGAGUACCUGGACCCAGUCUGGCCUAAAGCAAGUAUCCCCAGGAGUUGUUGGUAAUGAUUUUGCCUUAAAUCCUUUUGAACUUGGUUUCUUUCUUUCCACUUUUUUUGGGGUUUUUUUUUGGGGGGGGUUGUUUGUUUUUGAGACAGGGUCUUGCUGCAUAGGUCAGGCAGGCCUUGAACUCAUUACAUAGCCUAGGCUGGCCUUGAAUUUGUGGUGAUUCUCCUGUCUCAGCCUCCUGAGUGCUAGGAUUACAGGAGUAUACCACUAUACCCAGCUGAAUUUGGUUUCUGCCCCUUCUGAUCCACAGCUCUGCCUAGGAAGUAGAGACAUAGCUCAGUGGUAGGGUGCUUGACCAGUAUGCCAGGGGCCCUGGGUUUGAUCUUCAUACUAAAGGGAGAAAAAAACUGCCUGUUACUUCUUUCCCUGGCUUUUUCAGCUUAGAGACCUCCUCUCAUACUAAAAAGAUCACUGACUCCCAACCUUGAGCUACCUGGCUGCCCUUUCUAAAUGGAAUUUCCCUGUGAUCUCUUCUGGCAUUACUCUUGAUAUACUGUUAUCAUCUAUUUAAUUCCUGGCUUCUGAGUUGAACUUGAUGGCUCAUGCCUGUAAUCCCAGAAGUUGGGAGGCUGAGGCAGGAGGAUCCUCACAAAUUCAAGGCCAACCUGGACUACAUAGUGAGUUUGAGGCUAGCCUGGGCUACAUAGAGAGACUCUAUCUCCCCAAAAAAUCCUGACUUCCUUGUUUUUUGUUUUUGAUACUGAGAAUUGAACUCAGGACCUUUUGCUUGCCAAGCAGGGGCUUUCGCCACUGAACUAUAUAUAUUUGGGGGUGGGCUGGCCUCCUCUUUUAGAUUAGAAACUUUAGGGUAGGAACUAGAUCUUAUUCAUCAUACCGGAUCCCUGGUGCCUAGAAAAGGGCUGUGAUUAUUUUUCUUUUUGUUGUCAUGCUGGGGAUCAAACUCAGGCCUGUACUCUAGGCAAGUUGGGCAAGAACUCUACACUGAGGUACACCCCAACCAUGUAGGACUUCAUGUAGAUGAACCCCUACAUGUAGAUGAACCCCAACUGCAGGGUUGAUGAACCUUUUAGCAACCAAGAGCCCAUCCUGCAACCCAAAACCAGUUGAUUUAUUACAAAGUGCCAACCCUGCAAUUAAACCUUAAUACUGAUGUUUUAGUUUAGAAAGAACAAUUGUUUUCUGAUGUUUGGCUACUGGGGUUGUGUGGCUCACAAGCCAAUUGAGAGGCCUCUGCUUGCCAUAGGUUUGUCACCAUGGUUCUAUUGGUUAUGAAGAUCAAAGGAGCCAGCUUGCUGGGAUGAGACUGGUGUCAGUGAAAGGGUUUAGAAGAGCUGGGUUGUGCCCGUUUGGUGGUGCAUGCCUGUCAUCCCAGCUCUCAGAAGACUAAGGCAGAAGGAUGGCCAUGAGUGCAAGACCAACAUAAGCAAGUUCAAAGCCCACCUGCACUAUGUAGGGAGACCUCGUCUCAAAAAAAUCAAAAAGAAAAAAAAGAAAAUGUGAGUUGUGAAGUAUAAUAGAUUGGUUUUUGUUUUAUUUAGGUGUUUGUUUGUUUAGAGAACUGGGAACUGAACUCAUGGUCUUUGCACUGAGCUAUAUCUCAACCCUUUUUAUUUUUGAUUUUGAGAUAGGGUCUAAAUUGCCUAGGACAAAUUUGCAAUCCUCCUGCCUGAGGCUCAGAGUCCUGUAGAACAGAUUGUGUUUUUGGUUUUUUUUUUUUUUUUUUUUUUUUUUUUGCUUUACUUUGCUUUGACCUUUUUGGGGUGGGGGCAUUGAGACAGGGUCGCACUAUGUGUCUUAGGCUGGCCUCAAACUCCCAAUGAUCCUCCUGCCUCAGCCUCCUGAGCACUGGGAUUGCAGGUAUGUGCCACCAUGCCAAGUUUAGAAUAGAUUAUUUUCAAAAUGACUUCCCAUGCACCUUGCCUGUGCCCUCUUGCAAUGUGACAGUCCCCAUUAAAACAGAGUGGUCUAUUUCCCAAUCCCUUGAAGCUGGGCCGGCCUUGUGAUUGUCUUUGAUCAGAGAAUGCAAUGACAUGACAUGAGAUAACUUUGAGGGCUAGGACGUAAGAGUCCUCAGAGCAUCAACUCCUGCCACUGUGAAGGGAAGUCUGGGCAAGACUAUGGAGACAGGAAGAGCACACGUGCAGAGAAGCCAACAGCCAGCUCCAUAUGUGCAAGGAGACCAAUUUAGACACUUACUGCAGCCAAUCUAAGGCAUAAGCAACCCCAGGGAGAACAGCAGGUCUGAGCCCAGCUAAUCCACAGGAUUUCAAGAACGAUAAAGUGUUUUAAAUAACAAAGUUUGGGAAUGGCUUAUUGUGCAAUGAAGCCUGAUAGUCACAGGUAUAGUAAUCAUAGUUUAUUCUGUUCAUCCCAUUAUCUAGUCUCCUUUCUUCCAAUGAUAGGAUUUUCCUUGAAGAGACCCACCUUCUGCUUUUGUGAUCUGGGGGAAGGUGAUCUCUGCACUCCCAGAUUGUCCUGGAACCACUGAGAAGGUAUUUCAAAUGGAAAGCCUUGAACCCAGAGCUGUUCAAGGUCUUCUUUGUCAUGGAGCAGUUCCUGGAGGAUGGAACCAGAGGGAAAAAAACAGAAGAGAGAAUGGAUGCUGACUGCUUUCUUGGGUCUGAAAGAUAUAACUGUCCUGAAGCCUGAUCCAUGCCUGGACUUUAAAAUUGUGUGACCGACCUAAUAAUUUCGUGUAAAGCAAUGUAUGUUCCUUGCCCCUGAAUGAAAAGGCUCCUCAGGUUUUAUUGAGACUAGGAAGGUCCAAGGCAGAGGAAAGACAGAGAAUGUGGGAAAAGGAAUUUCCUUUUCCUCAGCUCCUAUUGAAUGUCAGGACCCUAAGCUGAGAUGCAAUCUCUGCCCUGUAGGGCCUUCUGGGUACUGGUGACUCAUCGCCAUAAAGUGCUGAAAGAGAAAUUCCAAUUCAACCAGGCAGACAACAAGAAGAUUGAGCGUAGACGGGGGUGGGUGAGACGGGAAGGUCUCUAGGAAGUGACUUUGGUUUGGUUUUGAUUUGCUUAGGUUUGGUUUGGUUUUUGUAGAGCUAGUGAUCAAAUUCAGUGUUUUGUCUAUGCUAGGUCCAGGUUCUACCACUGAGCUAUAUUCCCACAUACCACAAAUAGUUUUAUAUCCUUCCUUUCAAGCUGUUAGGGUUGUUUUUUGUUUGUUUGUUUUGGUUUAGUUUUUCUUUGGUACCAGGGAUCUAACUCACAACCUCACACUUGCCAGGCAGGUGCUUAUGCUGCUGAGCUAAAUCCCAGACCCUAUAUUAGGCGGGUUUUUUGUUCAUUCAUUCAUUUUUUGUUUUUUUGAGACACAGUCUUCCUGUGUGGCCCAGACUGGCCUCAAACUCAUGGCAUUCCUCCUAGUUCAGCCUCCCGAGUGUACCACCAUGCCCCAGCUUCUCAAGAUGUCAAAUUUAACCCUCUUGGGGCUGGGGAUUUAGCCCAGCGGCAUAAGCACCUGCCUUGCAAGCAGGCGGUCGUGAGUUCGAUCCUUGGUACCGAUAAAAAUGAAAAAGACAAAAAACAAAUCAAAACAAAAUUUAACCCUCUUGCCUCAAGUGUAACUGUAAUUAAUGACUGACUUCUAAUCAGUAGACUAAGACAGAAAUAAUCAGUGUGACUUCCGAAAAUAAGUCGUAAAAGAUAUUGCAGCUUUGGUCUUUCUGUCUUGGAUCACUAGCUGACAUGUUGUGGGGCACUCAAGCGAUGCUAUAGAAAGGCCUUUUGAGAGAAAUGGAAGUCUCCUCAAUGACAGAAAUGCUCAAACUUUUGUUAGGCUCCUGAAUUUUCUGCCAGAGCUCUCUAAGCACUUCCUUGUAAAAUCCAGUUUUACCAAAUAAGCCUGCUAAAUCAGUUUAGCAGGAACUCCCUCUCCUGUGCCUUCUCUAUCUGAUUGGAUUCCUCCCUCCCACCAUCCCCUAGCUGGUAUCUGAUCUUUCGGAGCCUGUGUUUAGCAAGAAUCCUGUUAGUUCUGUUUCCUCAGUCAGUUUCCUUCCUUUGACUUUCACCCUGCUCUUCAGCUAUAAAUUCCUGCUCCCUCAAGUUGUGUCCAGAGUUGAGCCUGCCCUUUUGUGCCCCCUACAAGACCUCAUUACAGUAGUCCUAUGCCUGUCACGAUGGCCCAAGGUAAAAUCUACACACCGAGGUACAGCCCCAGCCCUGUGGCUUUUUUUUUUUUUUUUUAAUCGGUACCGGGGAUCGAACUCAGGACUGCCUGCUUGCAAGGCAGGCGCUUAUGCCGCUGAGCUAAAUCCCCAGCCCCCGUGGCUUUUUGAGAUGGAGUCUUGUUAAGCUGCUAAAUUGCCCAGCUCAGCUCACACCUGCAAUCCUCCUGACUCAGCCUGAAUACAAGGCAAGUGCUCCUGAAUAUUCCCAAUGGGUUCAAACCUUGGUGCCUUUGCAACUGCUGCUCUUGUAGCUAGAAGUGUCCUUUUGUCCUGCCUGUCCCUUCUCCCCUCUUUCCAGUCCUUCCACUAGCCCAUUAGCCACUCAGGUUUCUGAAUUUCCCUCUUUAAGAUCCAUCCCAGAAUAGAUGGAUAUCAGCCCACUUCCUCUCACUAGAAACAGCCCUCAGUUUUUCUUUUAUGUCCUGGUCCUCCACUUCACAGACCAUGAGGGUUAGAGUGAAGGCAGCACUUCACCCUUGGCUGUUAUGGUGUGCAUUUGCUCCCAGUCUAUUCUGAGGCAGACAUGCUAGGUGGUGCAUGUAAUCCCAGCUGCUGAGAAGGCUGAGGCAAGAGAAUCCAAAUUAAAUUGCUGGGGCAAUCUAAUGAGACCCUGUUUCUAAACACAAAGUAAAAAGGACUGCCAAAUUAACUCAGUUCAAGAACUAGGCUUUAAUCGCCAGACCAAACUAAAAGAAUAUUUCAUCUUGGGGGCUGGAGAUUUAGCUCAGCGGCAUAAGCGCCUGCCUUGCAAGCAGGCAGUGGUGAGUUUGAUCCCCGGUACCGAUAAAAACGAAACAGACAAAAAAAAAAAAAAGAAUAUUUCAUCCUCCAGACCACUGUGAUUGGGUGUGAUUAGCCCAAAGAUGACCAUGUGACCCAGCAGGGCCAAUGGGAGCCAGGUUUGGUCUUUUUUGGGGACUCAUGGGAAACUAACUGAACUAUGAAUAUGGUGGUCUGAUGCUGCUUAGUAGAGUCUCUCUGCAGAUGAAAAUAACAUAGGAAAAAAAGAAAGAGAAAGAGAGAAAGAAAAAGAAAGAAAGAAAAAAAGAAAAAGGUCUGGGGUUUAAGCUCAGUGGCAUAAGCACCUGCCUUGCAAGCAGGCGGUCAUGAGUUCAAUCCCCGGUACCGAUAAAAAAAAAAAAAAAAAAAGAAAGAAAGAAAGUUAUUACAUAGCAAAGAAGACCAGGGGAUGGGACAUACCUAGAGUCAUCCUGAAGUCAGAAUUAUCUCUUUAAUUUACCAUUUAAUUUAAUUUACUACUACAGGGCUGGGGAUUUAGCUCAGUGGCUUAAGUGUCUUCCUGGCAAGCACAAAGUCAUGAAUUUGAUUCCUGGUACCAAAUAAUAAGAAUAAUAAUUUACCACUACAUUUAGGUAGGCCAAGUAGUAUUAAUGGUAGGCAUAAAAUUAAAGAGUGACUCGGUUAGGUCUUGCUUUGUUUUGUUUUUGCUUUAUAUUACUAGAGAUUGAAUUCAGGGUUACAUCGCCAGCCCUUUUUAUUUUUUUAUCUUAUUACUUAUCUUGUGUGUUAUGGAUGGAGCCCAGGGCCUUCACACUGAGCUAUCCCUGACUCCCCAUCCCUUUAUUUAUUAAUUAAAUGUAUCAGUACAUCUUAGAUACACAUAAUGAUCACAUUCACCAUGGGGAAUUUGUGCCUGUGCACGAUACAACUUGAUUCUUUUUUUCCCAGUCCCCUAGCUCCCUUCGACUCCUCUUCCCUUCCUUAUUUACAAAAGGCUUCUUUUCACUUUUCCCUUUUAUUCUCAUUUUUCCCCUUCCUUUCCCCCUCUCUCCUCCCUUGUUCCCCUUUCCAUCUGAACAUCUUCCUAUUUCACAAUAUUUAUUAUACAUUUUGGUUCUUUUUUAUAUUUUUAGUUUCUCUCCUGAGAAACAAGAUGGUAUUUACACGUGUGUCUAAUUUAUUUCACUUACGAGUAUGUUCUCAAGGUGCAUCCAUUUACCUACAAAUCUCUCAAGAUUACCCUCUUUUAUGGCUGAGUAGUACUCCGUUACAUUAAAGGAACCACAUCUUCUUUAUCCAUUCACCAGUUGAUGGACAUUUGGGCUGUUCCAAGAUUUAGCUAUUACAAACUGUGCACUGCAAACAUGGGUGUGCAUACAUCACCAUGGUACAAUGCUUUCAGUUCUUUUGGGAGGAUACCAUGAAGAAGAAUACUUGGGUCCAAUGGAACUUCUGGUCCUAGUUUUUUGAAGAAUUUCCACACUGAUUUCCACAGUGGUUGCACCAGGCUACAUUCCCACCAACAGCAGAGGCAGAUUCCUUUUUCCUCUCAGCCCCACCAGCAUUUGUUGUUGGUUGAUUUCUUGAUGAUAGCCAUUCUUUCUGGAGUGAGAUGAAAUCUUAUCAUUGUUUUAAUUUACAUUUCCUGAAUAAUCAGUGUGUUGAAUAUUGUUUCAUAUAUUUGCUAUUUGUACUACUUCAUCUGAGAAGUGUCUACUCAUUCCAGAUGCCCAUUUUUGGAUUGGAUCUUUAAAUUUGGGGACCUUGAGAUAUAGCUUAGUAGCAUAAGCACCUACCUAGCAAGCAUAAGGUCCUGAGUUUGAUUCCCAGUACAAAAUAGUAAUAAUAAUAAUAAAUGUGGGUGGUCUUAUUUUAUUAAUUCUUUAUAUAGUCUAGAUAUCAGUCCUUUGAGGAAGAGAGCUGGCAAAAAAAAACUUUUCUACACUGUAGAUUGUCUCUUCACUCUUUUGGUGGUUUCUCUUUCUGUGCAAAAGCUUUUUUUUUUUUUUUUUGUCUUUUUCCUUUUUAUCGGUACCGGGGAUCGAACUCACGACUGCCUGCUUCCAAGGCAGGCGCUUAUGCCGCUGAGCUAAACCUCCAGCCCCACAAAAGCUUUUUAAUAAAAUGAGAACCCACAUGUGGAUUCUUUGUGGUAAUUCCUGAGUGACUAGAAUUUUGUUCAUAAAGUCUUUGCCUACACACCAAUAUCUUCAAGAGUUCUACCUAUUUCACCUUCUAGCAGAUUUAAUGUUUGUGUUUUAAUAUUUAAGUCUUUGAUCCAUUUUGACUUUAGUUUAGUGCAUGGUGAAAGAUAUUAGUCUAGUUUUAGUAUUCAGCAUGUGGAAAGUUAGUUUUCCUAGCACCAUUUAUUAAAGAGGCUAUCUUUCUUCCAGUGAAAGUAUUUUGCACCUUUGUCAAAGAUAAGGUAGCUAAGUAUGUCUGGAGUUGUUUCUGCAUCUUCUAAUCUGUUCCAUUGAUCCUCUGGUCUGUUUUUGUUUGUUUGUUUUUUUUGCUUGUACCAUGCUGUUUUUAUCAUAGUAGCUUUGCAGUAUAAUUUCAAGUCAGAAAGUGCAGUGCAUUCUGCCUUGCUUUUGUUGCUCAGAAUUGCCUUUACUAUUCUAGGUCUUUUCAGGUUCCAAAUGAAUUUUAGGAUUAAUUUCUCUAAUUCUGUAAGAUAUGCUGUUGGGAUUUUGAGUGGAAUUGCAGUUAAAUCUGUAUAACAGUUUUGGAAAUAUGGCCAUUUUCACUAUAUUAGUUCUUCCUACCCAAGGGCAAGGGAUACCCUUCCAUUUUCUGACAUCCUCUUUGAUCUCUUUUUCAGAUGACCAUAGUUUUCAAUGUAAAAGUCUUUCACUUCCUUCAUUAGAUUGAGUCUUCAUUUUUUUAGGCACUAUUGGGAAAGAUGUUGUUUUCCUAAUUUCUCUCUCAAUGAGUUUGUUAUUUGUGUACAGGAAUAUUAUUGAUUUUUGAGUGUUUAUAUCCAGCUAAAGGACUGAAUUUGGUUAUUAAAUCUAUAAGUCUUUGGUGGAAUUUUUGGGGUCUUCUAUGUAGACUAUCAUUUCAUCCACAAAUAAUGAUAGUUUAACUUCUUUCUUUCCUAUCCUUGUUCCUUUUUUUCACUAUCUAGUCCAGGCGGCCUCAAACUUGCAGUGAUUCUCCUGCCUCAGCCUCCUGAAUGCUGGGAUUACAAGCAUGUGCCACUGCACCUGGCAAUCUCAUCUCCAUUUUGGCCAGUCAAGCCAGCUUCAUCUGUGUAAUAUCUUUCAAUCAGUACGCAGCUUCAUCUGUGUAAUAUCUUUGAAUGGAUUUACAUAGACCUAGGUGGUAUAGCCUAAUUGUCUACCUAGGCUCUCUAUAUAAGAUUUAGAUAGAUGAUAGAUAAUAGCUCAUUGCUCCUAGGUUAUAAACCUGCACAGCAUGUUUUUGCACUAACAUUUUAUUUUAUAAAAAAUAAAAAGGGCCAGGUGUGGUGCCACACAUCUGUAAUCCCAGCACUCAGGACUCCGAGGCAGGAGAGUCACUGCAAAUUCGAGGCCAGCCUGGACUACAAAGUGAGUUCAAGUCCAGCCUGAACUGCAUAGUGAAACCCUGUCUCAAAAGGACAAAAAUAAAUAAAAUGAAAUGAAAUAAAAUAAAAUAAAAAGGGAUGCAGAUACAGUUCAGUGGUACAGCAUCCCUAGGUUCAGUCUCCAGUACUGCACACCUACAUACAAAGUACACAAGAAAUACUGAAUGAUAGAAACUUUUGAGCUCCAGCUCCGUUAGAAUCUUUUGGGAUCACUAUGACCUACGCAAUCUGUGCUUGACAGAAGCAUCCUUAUCUAACAUGUGACAGUAUUUUAAGUUUUCUUCAAAAUAAAAAUUGCUUUAAAAGAAAGAAAUGACCAGUGCUGCAUGAGAGGAUGGGCCCUGAGCUUGGGCCAGCCUGGAGCCAGAGCGGGGCCUGGGCUGGGGCCGAGCUGGCGCAGAGACGGCCCUUCCGCACAAGAGCCCCAGUGUUCCCUGGACCCGGCUACUGUCCAAGAGCAACAUCAUUGGCACCAGCCAACCUCAGCCUCUCCCCCACGACUCUGCUCGCAGGCAGGUGGGCUUGGCCUCAGGAGACCCUCCUGGCAUGGCAAGAGUGCAGUCUGCCUGGGGCCUGACACAUCACGUGUCCUCCAUAGUACUGGCCACGAGGCAAGGGCAAGCAGUUUCCAGACACAGCUCCCACUCCCUCCCAUGCAUGUAGCUUCAGGGAAUUCAGGGCUUCGCCACCUCUGGAAGCUGUCACUAAGAAUGCUGAGGGUUGGGGUAGAGCUCAGCGGAAGGACAAGGGUUUAGCAUGUGCAUGGCCUGAGUUCAAUCCCCAACACCAGAAAUAAGUAAAUAAAUAAGAAAAGUUUAAAAAGAAGAAGAAAGGCAUGGAGGCACAUGUCUGUAACCCCAGUGCUCAGAAUCAUCGUGAGUUCAAGGCUAGCCUGGGCUGGAAUACAUACGGAGACUGUUUCAAAAAAAUAAAAAACAGGAGAAGGAGUCACUCAUGAGUAUGGUGACACCCCUAUAAUCCCAAUAAUCUGGGAGACUGAGGCAACAGGAUUGCAAAUUCAAACCCAGCCUGGGAAAUUUAGUGAUUUAUCAAGACCCCGUUGCCAAAAAAAGGUUUUAAAAAAUAAAAAAUUUAAAUGCUGGAAGCCAUGUGUGGUGGCUCACGCCUGUAAUCCCAGCACUUGGGAGGCUAAGGCAAGAGGAUCAUUUCGAGUUUGAGACCAGCCUGAGCUGCAAAGUGAGCUCAAGGCCAGCCUGAACUGCAUAGGGAGAUCCUGUCUCCAAAAAAAGACAAAAAAAAAAAAAAAAAAAAAUUAAA
Molecule: messenger RNA, 12612 nt
Organism: Cavia porcellus (domestic guinea pig)
Lineage: Eukaryota; Metazoa; Chordata; Mammalia; Rodentia; Caviidae
Gene: Znf346
Product: zinc finger protein 346
Exons: 7
Coding region: 32-844 (270 amino acids)
Molecular function (GO): double-stranded RNA binding; zinc ion binding
Source: RefSeq, a predicted model, not a curated record